AUGCUUCACUUCAACCCCACCCACGCUUUCGCACGGGCUAAUGCUACGCUAAAUAAUCCGACCAGAUUUGAACGCUUAUCAAUUAUCUUUGGAAGUUGGUCUCUACCUUACCGUAACAGGUCAGGAAGCUUUUCAGCUGUAGACGUUCUUCAAAUUGGAAAUAAUUUAUGUUUAUCUUUCUUGCUUUCUUUUCUUCAGAUUAUGGAAGGCGUCUCGGUGUUUUUUGUGAUCAUCUCUAUAAUGUCCUUCACUCUGGAAUCGGUUGAAGAUUUCCGAACCCCGUUGCUGAACAACAAGACGCUGACGAUUCGCCAGAAGACAAUGAGGAGCGAACCAAUUCGCUUGUUUGUCGUAUUGGAAGACACCUGCAUCACCUACUUCAGCCUGGAGCUCUUGCUUCGCUUGCUCUUCUGUCCGAACCUGAGGCACUUUUUCCAGGAGCCAAUCAAUUGGAUCGACUUGCUCUCCCUCAUUCCGUUCUACAUGCGCCUCAUUCUCAGGGUGUUUCAGUGGAACAGCGGUGACGCGCGCUUCUACGUCAACAUGCUGCGACUCGUUCGCAUCUUCCGCAUUCUGCGACUCACCCGUCACGUGACCGGCAUCCGCAUCCUGGCGCUGACGGUCCGUGCCAGCGCCAAAGAGCUCUUCUUACUUAUCGUCGUCGUCUUCAUGGGCAUCACUAUCUUUGCUAGCCUCGUUUACUAUGCUCAACAGAUCGGCGAGACGAGCGACAACGAAUUCUAUAACAUCCCCAUCGGCUUUUGGUGGGCCUUGGUCACCAUCACGACCCUCGGCUAUGGAAAGAUCGUCCCCAGCACUUUGUUGGGCCGUGUUGUGGGCGGUGUGUGUUCUCUGUGUGGCGUGCUCAUGCUGGCAUUGCCUGUACCUAUAAUUGUUAACAACUUCACGUUGUAUUAUUCACAUGCGCAGGCAAAACUCAAACUGCCGAAAAAAUGCAAAAAGGUUCUGGUUGGAGCUGCAGACGCACUCAAGGAUCUGCAUUCGAUUGAGGACGACCGCGAAAGUGCUCUGAUGUCAUCCGAAAAACGGCGAAUCAAAUCCAACCAGGAGAUGGGUAUCAGUGUGGUCUACAUCGACGAAGUUGGUGCGGAUGCAGACACAACACAACCUGAGAAAAGAAUCGCAAAAAUUAACCUGGGAAAAAGAAACAGUAUCCAUCCCUUACCAACAGAACAAACUCCUCAUCAAGAUCACAGUUCACGACGCUUGUCCCAUCGAGCCAAUCUAAUGUCGCGGAGGACGUCUUUGUUUCCCAAGCAUUCACCUUGA
Molecule: messenger RNA, 1290 nt
Organism: Acanthosepion pharaonis
Lineage: Eukaryota; Metazoa; Mollusca; Cephalopoda; Sepiida; Sepiidae
Source: the annotation of a GenBank genome assembly